AUGGCGAAGGGUAAAUGGGUAGUGAUGUACAUUUGCAAUGCUGGUGUUGAUGUACCAAGGCUUUUAGCAGUAUGUAAUGAGUUUUUGAGGCUUGUUUCGAAAUUCAAUCGAACAAGUUCUCAACUUUAUUGGGAACUUCCAGAGACAGCUGUGAGGAAGUAUGGAAAUUGUAUGGCUGAUCAUAUAUUCCUUGAAGUGCCUAACUGUGGAAAGCCAUGGGAAGUCGAACUCAGAACAUCAGCUCUUGGUGGACGAAUGUGGUUACUAAAGGGAUGGGAAGAGUUUUCUAACUUUUACUCACUAGACCAAGGCUGCUUUCCAGUGUUCAGCUAUGAAGGAAAACAGUCCCAUUUCCAAGUACGCAUUUUUCAUUGGAAACGCAUGGAAAUGGAUUACCCUAUUCGUAGACGAGGUACAUUCUCACGUGCAAUGGCUUCUUCCGGCAAGAGAGAUGGAAAAGGACCUGCCUUUCCGGAGGACUAUCCAAGCUUCUUCUUAAACAUUGUUACUGAUGACGAUCUCCUAAACGGGAAGGAACUUCCAGAGCCAGCUGUGAGAAAGUACAGAAAUUGCAUGGCAGAUCAUAUAUUCCUCGAGGUUCCAAACUGCGAAAAACCAUGGAAAUUGGAAUUGAGAAGAUCAGCUCGUGGUGGCCGAAUGUGGUUAAACAAGGGAUGGCAAGAGUUUGCCAACUUUUACUCACUAGAUGAAGGCUGCUUAGCAGUGUUCAGCUAUGAAGGCGAACAUUCUCAUUUCCAAGUACGUGUUUUUCAGUGGAAUGAUAUGGAAUUAGAUUACCCUAUUCAUGGAGGAGGAGUUGAUGACAGACCAAAAAGGAAAAAAACAGGAGCUAAUCAAGACAUGCCUCCUGCCCAUUUAGAAACUAGAGCCGCUUCAAUUUCCUCCGGAUCCUCAGCUGAUGAACACCAAAACGAUCUUACUGCAGCUGCCAGUUUCAAAUCUAACAAGCCAUUUUUUAUGCUUAACAUCUGUGCUUCAUACAUACAACUCGGUUUCGCGCACAUAAAUCGAUCUUUUGCCAAGGAACAUCUCUGUAGACCAGGCACUUCUUGCGAUGUGACCCUGCAGAUUUCAGGUGAGAGAGUUUGGACUGCUGUGUGCACUGCCACCGAACAUAGAGAUCAGAAAAUAUAUACUAGAAUUUCAGGUGCUGGAUGGAAAGCAUUUCAUCAGGACAAUCAUCUGGUAAAAGGUAAUAUCUGUGUGUUCGAGUUGAUAGAGGAGCGUACAUUCAAAGUUUCCAUAUUCCGAACUAAAGUGAAGAUUAAUAGGCAAACUGAGGAAAAGGAUAUGGAAGUAGAUUACCCUAUUCAAGGAGGAGGAAUUGAUGUAACACCAAAAGGGAAAAAGCCAGGAGCUAAUCAAGAUGUGCCUCCUGCCCACUUAGAAGCUGGAGCCAACUCAGUUUCUUCUGGAUCGUCAGCUGAUGAAGACCAAAAUAAUCUUCUCACAACUACUAGUUUCAAAUCUGACAAGCCAAUUUUUAUGCUCAAUAUGACAGCUACAGACAUGCGCCUCUCUCUUGCGUAUAUAAGUGCAUCAUUUGCCGCUGAACAUCUAUGCAAACCAGGCAUUUCUUGCAAUGUGACCCUACAGAAUUCAGAGGAGAGAGUUUGGACUGCUCAGUGUUUUGUCAGUGAACACAGCGAUCACCGAGUGCAAGCAUGUCUUUCAGGGCCUGGUUGGAAAGCAUUUAAGCAGGACAAUCAUCUGGUAUUAGGUGAUGUCUGUGUUUUUGAGUUGAUAGAUGAACGUAAACUAAAAGUUUCCAUAUUCCAAGGUAAAGUGAAGAUUAUUAGGCAAAAUGAGGAAAAUGAAGCCAGGCACAUUUCUCAGUUUAACUAA
Molecule: messenger RNA, 1866 nt
Organism: Rosa rugosa (rugosa rose)
Lineage: Eukaryota; Viridiplantae; Streptophyta; Magnoliopsida; Rosales; Rosaceae
Exons: 9
Coding region: 1-1866 (621 amino acids)
Molecular function (GO): DNA binding
Source: RefSeq, a predicted model, not a curated record